AUGGACUAUUGGGAGACCCAUGGCUAUGGCCGGUUGUCUGAUUCUACCCGCAAAAUCAGUUGUCAAUUGGCGACGGUCCACGUACUCCCAGUUUCUUCCCACGGACUUGGCGCACUAAGCGAAAUUGGCCGUCUAAGACUUACUUUUCUGGAAAGAGUUCUAUGUUCUCAGACCCAUGGACACCUCAGGCUAACCGCCGACUCCAUCCAGGAGAAGCGAUCGGCAGUCCAUAGAUAUAGGCUCUCUUUUCCAUCGUCCCAGACAGAUUAUCUUAGUGAUUAUCAUGGAUACGCUUGCUUUGAUCAGCGGGUCUUCUCCGUUAGCACCGGUAGUGGUGAGCUGAGUUUUGCUCCGUAGCUUGGGCGAUCUGGUAUGAUGGUAUGCGUGGUGCAAGGGGGGAAGAAGGAAGGAUCUGGAUAAAAAAUGAGUCUUCUUUUUUUUUUCUUUUCCCGAUCUCAGAUGGACCCCUGGAAUGGGAUACAGUGGAAUCCUGAGAUUUC
This is a messenger RNA of Aspergillus neoniger CBS 115656, 500 nucleotides long. RefSeq lists its product as uncharacterized. The transcript is spliced from 2 exons. NCBI's taxonomy places the organism in Eukaryota, Fungi, Ascomycota, Eurotiomycetes, Eurotiales, Aspergillaceae. Bases 1 to 357 code for a protein of 118 amino acids. The record is from RefSeq and is a predicted model, not a curated record.